This is a messenger RNA of Cuculus canorus (common cuckoo), 5290 nucleotides long. RefSeq names its product EF-hand calcium binding domain 5 (gene EFCAB5). Lineage: Eukaryota; Metazoa; Chordata; Aves; Cuculiformes; Cuculidae. Bases 359 to 4621 code for a protein of 1420 amino acids. The record is from RefSeq and is a predicted model, not a curated record. Gene Ontology annotation, molecular function: calcium ion binding. The transcript is spliced from 23 exons.
CGCGCCCCCACCGGCCGCGCUCCCGUCUCGCCCGCGCCGGGACUCACCGAGGCGCAGGGGCUGGAGGUGGCGCUGGGAGUAGGCGAGCGCUGCACGGUUCUCACAUCUGGUUAAUAGCGUUCAGCUUGUAAUGGACUCUUGGCAGUUCUGGACUUUGUGAACCCUGAAGCUGAAGUCAUGUGAUGCGAUGAUCUAAGUUCAGUACAAAAGAGUCUGUUGGGCUGCCAAAGCCAAAAGACAACCUACAGCAAUUCUGAGUCGUGGAAGAGACAUAGCAACCUUUGGGAUUAUUGCUUAGCAACUGCAAACACACAGAGGAGGGAAACUCGCAGCCCGGCUCCACAGCAGGGAUUGAGGCAUGGCUGUUCCACCAGAGGAGACAUCCCAGGCUGCAGACCUAAACCAUCCCGAACUCAGAGGUGAGAAUGCGACUGCCACAGAAAUGAAGAGAGAUCGAGGGACCCAUGAGCUGCCGUGUCUAGAUAACUGUGCUCCGUGGAAAAGGUGUUUUUAUGAACAGGUACAGCAGAGGUGUCUGAGACUGCAGGAGACAAAGGUGAAAGUGAUUCAGGCAGAAAAGGCAAGAGAAGAGAAGAUACGAAAGAGGGAGCCCUGUGACUGGCUACCCAGAGAGUGGUUCAGUGAAGAGAAAGAGACCCUGGAUACUCGCAUCUAUUUGCUUGAAAAACUCCUGCCUACGUUAAUCCCAGGUGUAGAAAAACUGUUAAUGGAAGUGGAAAGAAAGAACGUGCUCGCAGCAGACAAAGAACCAAUCAAAUUUAACCCCAUUAUUUUUCUUGGAGAAUAUAUGAUGAGACAUAACCCUCAGUACAGUGUUGUUACAAAACCAGGCCCUUACCUGCGAGGGAUGAAGAUGGUCACAGAGGAGCUAAAAGCUGAGAUGCCGGGUACAGCGUCAGAGAGGCUGGCCAGGAUGAAGGCUGAGGCAACAAACAAACGUAAGGAAAGGGAGCGGGUGGAGAAAAUGAAGUCUCAGGUGAAAGCAAUGAGAAAGGAGGCGCUGGCAAUGCAGUUCAAAGAGUGGAGAGUGGAUGUCACUGGCAGAAUACCUGUUGCACUGGUUCAGAGUGCCCUGAGGUCUUUUCUGGAUGUCAUUGCUUCUAUUCCCAUAGAUAUGGGAAAUGCAAUCUAUGGCAGGAAGCUGGAAAUCAUAGAGACAUUGGAAGAAAAAGUAAACACAGAUGAAUUCAUAGAGUAUAUCCUUUCCUACACUGAACAUUUGUCAGAUGAUGUGUUCCAAGAAAUCCUGAAGCAUCUCUCUCAGUGUGCUCGUGACUUCCAAGAAGCAAUAAGACAUGAUGUGGGGAGGCAAAUGUUUGCUGAUCUCUUCCUAGAUUGUGAUUAUGGAAAGGCUGGUCUCUUGGAUAGGCAAAAAAUCCUUGCCCUGCUGGCAGACUUCUACGACAGAAGCCCAGUGACUGCUAGGAAGCGAUUCUGUAACCCCAGACAGUGGCCAAUAAUUGAGCUACAAGAGACUGAGAUUGAGGAUUUAUGGGGAAUUUUUGAUGGCCAGCAAGUUUGUGAAGAACUCCAUGAAAAGUUAGUCCUGUCUGAAACGAGAAUUUCUGAGGGGGAGGCUUUAGCAUAUGAACCUGUAGAUGAUAAAAGCCAAGGCACAUACAGAAUAGAAACUAAUGCCAGAAAAGGGCUUUUUGCACUAAUGGGCAUGAGUGAAGCUGAGACUGGAGGAAUUUCUGAGGAAGAAAAGCAAGCGGCAGAAUCAAGUGAUGCUGAGGUGAGAAAGGAGGGUGAGGAUGCUGUGUCAGCGGUGAAAAGCACUGAUUUUGAAGCUAGUGAUUUGGAUGGAGAUACCGUACAUAGUGAGAAAUCCAUUUCCGCUGAAGACACCAAAACUGAGAGGCAAACUGAGUCUGCAAGUGCAGGCAGGCAGGAUGGACCUUUCACAGAAUCUGCCUCUACUGGGCACAGUCUCAGCGGAGAUGGAGAACCUGAAUCUGAAAAUCAGGUGGAGGGAGAGGAAUUUAGCCUGGGUAAAGAGCCUGGUACAGAAAGAAAUGGGGAAGAAGAUUAUUGUAUCACCGACAGAGAACUCGGCUCAGAAGGGCAAGUUAGUCAGGAGGAGGACAACCAGAGUACAGAGACAACUGACAUAAUUCCAAAACCUGAAGCUACAACCAUGAUCUCAGAAGACAGAGUUAUGGCAGACACAGAUGUCACUGCUUCAAAACAGGGUGCUCCAGCUGCAGAGGUUGUGCAAGAAACUCCUCCAAGAAAAGAGAGUUUUUCUAGGCAGCAUGGCAGCCAGCUUGGCCAACAGACAGGCUCAGAGAAAAGAUUGCAGGAUGAGGAACUUCUGCAAGACCAGGGUAAAGGUCCGGCUCGCUCAGACAGACAGGAUUCUCCAGCUGAAGCUAGCCAGGAGUUUGAAGUGCCAUGGUCAGGUGACUUUCGGACUUCUGACCUAAGUUCCAUUUAUGGCAGCUACAGAUCAAGAACUCCAGACAACUGGAUGCGUGAGAACAGUAGAAUUCCAGAAUUACGUCCCAUCAUGGCAGAGAUUCAGAACCGUUGGGCUUCAUGCACGAGGAGUGCCUUUGAUGAAAGAUGCCUCAACCUGCCACAGUUCGUACAGCUCAUGGAGACGUUUGUUGGUGAAGACAUUUCUCUGCCUACCGUGAAGAAGCUUAUUGCAUUUAUCAAAGAAGGAUACAAACAGACAGAAGAGGGAAAAAUGGAACAACUAGAAAGAGUUCAACGCAUCUCUCACUUGGCCCAACGGGAACUGCUUUUGGAGGCACUUUUCGAAAAAUGGGACAGCAAUGCAUCUGGGUUUCUGGACCUGGAAGAGGUGGAUGCUGUUCUAAGCACAUUUAAGGAAGGGAUGGAAAAAGAAGCUGUGAGGAAGGCAAAGGAACAACUUUGUGCCCAUUACCCACAGUUCAGCAGAGAAGGGAAGCUAUCCCCAAAGGCAUUCCAGAUUUUCCUCAAGUUAGUUGCUUCCAAGUGUACUGGUGAUGAAGAUGAGGCUGUUGAUAACUUGGUGGAAUUUCUGAACAGAAGUGUGGAACGAAGUAGCACGGAGUGCCUGCAAAGCUUAACCAGGAGGAGAUGGCUGCACAAUAUCCAGCGAGCAGCUGAGACCAGCAGAGCAAGCAUGGAACCAGUUUACAAAGCAGUGUUUAAGGCCCUCUCCCAGGAUGCAGAAGCCCAUGGGGAUAACAAGAAAGUCAGUGCAUAUAUUGCCCUUUUGGAAGAGAACCAGCUCUCACCAGAGCGGGGACAGAUUCUCCUACACUAUGUGGCGUGUACGGCAGAUGAUGCUCCAUAUGUUCUAAAUCAGAUACUUUACAGAGACAUGAAAGGAGUAAGCUUCACAGCUGUUGAAGAUGGAAAGCCAAUCCAUGUUCCAAGAGUUCAGCUCCAUGGAAAUAUCCACUUCUGGAACCAUGACCGCUCAGUGGAGGAGAGAAAAGGUUCAUUCCUGGUACUGCCAUUGCAUGAUGCUCGCUGGAGAGCUUUUGGCAUUCUAGGACUCGACACUCUUCGGGACCGGUGUGAGCAAACCAUCUUUCUGACCCAUGAGAUCAGCUUCUAUCAGGGAGUUUGUCAUGCGUUCAGCAAAGCCUACCACCAUAUCUGUGCACUGGAAAAUGUUCUACAAAUGGCCGUUACUGCUCUGGACUGGUUGUACCCCAGGGCACCCAGCAUCCACACUGUCAGUAUGUACCUGGUGGAGCCUGGUAAGAAUGAGACAUGCAGCUACGCUCUGUGCAAGAUGAUUACUACAGAUAAUACAGGACAUAAAGACAUUCAUAGCUCUCCUGUUCUUCUCCUCAGGAAAGAAAGCCUUUUAAGAGAUUACCUAUUUAAGUGCGUGGACAGUUCAGAGGUCAUUUGUAUUUCUGUCUGUGGAGAAAACCACAUUGCAGUACCUCUCCGUGACCUGUCAGGACAAGCUCUUGGGAUACUGGAUAUCAGCAUUGGACACCAUCAGAAAUUACCACCUCAUGAACACAAAGAACUGCAGAAAAUGCUAAAGAUAGCCCAAGAUGCCUGCUCUGAGAUACUGAAGAUAUCUUCGGAGGAAACGGAACCAAGCUGUGUACUGGAGGCAGAACACAUAGGAAAUUUGAGGUGUGCAGGGAUUCUGUUUCACCGGUUUAUGCUGCAGGACCUGCGCAAGUGCAUUCGGAAACUCAGUGCUGAGAGCUUUGCUGAAAUAAAGAGCUAUGUAGAACCACCAGCUCUGGUCCAUGACAUAGUGAAGAAUGUGCUCUUGCUUCUUCAUCCAAACUGGAAGGGCUCAGAGAAGACCGAGAGCUGGAGUCAGUGUAUACUGAAAUUGGAUGAAGAUUUGAUUCAGGAGAUUUAUUGCUUUGAUCCAACUGCUGCAUCUGUGCAAGUUCAAGCAGAGCUGCUGCUGGACUGCAUGACUGGCGUUCCUCGAGCCGUGUGCCGGCACGGCUGGGCUCCGUUGGAGGUCCUCUUGGAGUGGGUUCACACCUGCCUGGCGCUGGCAGAGAUUGCCACCAGCCUGCGCACCCACCAGGCUCUGUCUUCAACCCCUCCAUCCAGCUCCAACCUGCUUCCACUUCCAGCUCCCAAUUCCUCCUCUAACCUCAGCACUUCUGGUGUUUGACCUCUUUUCAUCAAUCAAACGCUGCUUCGUUACUUUUAGGCGUUAUUUUUGAAGAUGGUAGGAGGUCUCUUAAGGCAGACAGCAAUACAAACACUAAACAAAACAUUUUUUCCUGUAUAGCAACUAAAUUUUGACUGCUCGAUUAUAGCUUUGGGCGUUUAAUUAAUUCUGAUGGGGAAAAGUGUGAGGCAGGAACAAGUUCAGGAUCACCGAGCUACGACGCUCAUCAAACAUUUUUAAGAUUCAGUCUCCUUAAAUUACUUUUUAGGCAUCAUUUUCAGUAAAAGUUGUUCAUCAGCAUUUUGCCAAGUUCUUCUAAACGCCUUGAGGAACAGCCUUGUGUUUUAAUACAGCAAAACCAGCUCUUUUCGGCAUAAACGUUGGGAUCACAGCCAGCCGUGCUGUCUGGGGCGAGAUUUCAUCUUCCCGAUAACGUUUCUUUUGGCAGAAUGUCUUGUUUAAUAAAAUUUUGAGAGAUUAAAAUCCUCUCUCUUUUUUUUCCAGUCAGUAACAAGUGACUUAGGUGCUGACUGGCGGGGGUAGGGUGGCUCCUCGGCCCCUGGGGGACCGGGGCGCCUCAACGACCGCUCCCGCCCCAGCGCCCCUUCCCGCCUCUGCGACUUCGCGGGCGUGAGGAGCUGUUGGCUCCACUCGGCUUCCCUUCGGCUC